CUGCGCGCACGUUCACGAGCCAGUCAGACGAGCGACACACACAGAAGAUACGCACAUGUGACACAAAACUAACUUUGGGAGCAGAAUGUCUGUAAAUGCCCCGAGCAGCAAUGAUGCCUGUUUAAGCAUCGUUCACAGCUUGAUGUGCCACCGGCAGGGAGGAGAGAAUGAGAGCUUCGCCAAACGUGCCAUCGAAAGCCUGGUAAAGAAACUCAAAGAGAAGCGAGACGAGCUGGACUCUCUCAUCACCGCGAUCACUACAAAUGGAGUUCAUCCAAGCAAGUGUGUCACCAUUCAAAGAACGCUGGACGGACGUUUGCAGGUGGCUGGACGGAAGGGUUUCCCUCAUGUCAUAUACGCUCGUCUGUGGAGAUGGCCGGAUCUUCACAAGAAUGAACUCAAACAUGUCAAGUUCUGUCAGUAUGCGUUCGAUCUGAAGUAUGAUAACGUGUGUGUGAACCCCUACCACUAUGAGCGUGUGGUGUCUCCUGGGAUAGUGGGAUUCAGUUUGCCAAACUCAGGCAGGCUGAUAAAAGAAGAGCACAUACAUGACUGCAUCCAGUUGGAGGGUCCGUCGAGUAUGACUUUACAGCAUGACCACCAUCCUCCAGAUCACUACAGCCCACAGCCGCUGAGACUGAUGUCCCCGGAGCCACCCCAGAGGACCACUUCAUCUGUGACUCUCUAUCCCAACCUGCCCAUUUCUCCUCCCCCGAGCGCUCCUAGGUUGUCCAUUCAGGCUGAACAUCCUGAAGGUCUUCUCCAGAUCGCAUCACCAGCAGGACGGGCCUUGUCCACCAGCUCUCCACCUUCCACCCCAACACACAGUCAUCCACCCACACACAGCCAACCCUCAUCCCAGCAGCCUUCUGUCAGCCAGAACGAAUACAGCAAUUCCAAGCACACACAGACACAGAGCUCUUACCAUACGACGACUUGGACAGGGACCAGCACAGCCUCUUAUACUCCUACUGGACCACAGCAGAAUGGGCGAAGUCACCAGCAAGCCCCUCCCCCUCACACCAGCCACUUCUGGUCUCAGCAUCACACACCGACUUCAUAUCCUCAACCAGUCUCCAACCAUCCAGGCCCUGAGUUCUGGUGCUCAAUCUCUUAUUUUGAGAUGGAUGUGCAGGUUGGGGAGAUGUUCAAGGUGCUAGCAAACUGUCCAGUGGUAACGGUGGAUGGAUAUGUGGACCCUUCCGGUGGAGACCGCUUCUGUCUGGGUCAGCUUAGCAAUGUUCACCGAACUGAUGCCAGCGAGAGGGCACGGCUUCACAUUGGUAAAGGGGUUCAGCUGGAGUGCCGUGGGGAAGGGGAUGUGUGGAUGCGUUGCCUUAGUGACCAUGCUGUCUUUGUGCAAAGUUACUACCUUGACAGAGAGGCAGGGAGAGCACCAGGGGACGCAGUUCACAAGAUCUACCCCGGAGCCCUCAUUAAGGUGUUUGAUCUCCGUCAGUGUCACAGGCAAAUGCAGCAGCAGGCAGUGACUGCACAGGCAGCAGCGGCUGCUCAGGCUGCAGCGGUGGCUGGGAGCAUCCCUGGGCCUGGUAGUGUUGGAGGAAUCGCUCCAGCCAUCAGUCUGUCCGCUGCAGCUGGGAUAGGUGUUGAUGACCUGCGUCGCCUGUGCAUCCUGCGCCUCAGUUUUGUGAAGGGCUGGGGACCCGACUACCCUCGACAGACCAUCAAACAGACACCGUGUUGGGUGGAAGUUCAUCUACACCGUGCCCUGCAGCUGCUGGACGAGGUCCUGCACACUAUGCCCCUCGCUGACCCUGGACCUGCCAACUGACCCACAGACUGCAGAAUAACAAGUUCUGUGACAAAAACAUGGAGGUCGACAGACAGAAAGAAACCUGCACAGGCAAAAAAAUGACUCAUAAUACCAAACACACACAUAAGCCAUCGUGCCUUCACAGACACAGUGUUUCCACAGACUUGGCCAGCAAAGUGCCACUGAACUGACCAGUGUUUAGUCCUGUCUUGGGUAUUGUUGACGAGGUUGUCAUGGUAACACAGACCAAAGGCCCCACUGAUGAGUAAACACUAAAAGUCCCGAUGUACUCAAA
Molecule: messenger RNA, 2069 nt
Organism: Danio aesculapii
Lineage: Eukaryota; Metazoa; Chordata; Actinopteri; Cypriniformes; Danionidae
Gene: smad10b
Product: SMAD family member 10b
Exons: 12
Coding region: 86-1792 (568 amino acids)
Biological process (GO): regulation of transcription by RNA polymerase II; cell differentiation; anatomical structure morphogenesis
Cellular component (GO): heteromeric SMAD protein complex
Molecular function (GO): I-SMAD binding; DNA-binding transcription factor activity, RNA polymerase II-specific; RNA polymerase II cis-regulatory region sequence-specific DNA binding
Source: RefSeq, a predicted model, not a curated record